GGAGGCGAUCCGGAGCCCGAGACCCACUGCUCGGUCCAGACACAGCCGGACGACACCGUGACCCGAACUGUACCCGCACGACAAGAGGGAAUGAACGCGCUCUGAAACCGAGCCGACCUGAAAGCGCCUCACCGAGCCGACAUGGAUCGCCUACCUGCCCCGCAGCUCUCUGCCGGGGGAGCAAACACCGCGGCGGGGAAAAAGCAAGCCGUGAAGAGACACCACCACAAACACAACCUGAAGCACAGGUACGAGUUCCUGGAGACCCUGGGCAAAGGGACCUACGGCAAAGUGAAGAAAGCCAGAGAGAGAUCAGGCAGACUGGUUGCUGUGAAGUCUAUCAGAAAGGAGAAGAUCAAGGAUGAGCAGGACCUGGUUCACAUUCGCCGGGAGAUUGAGAUCAUGUCCUCGCUGUGCCAUCCGCACAUCAUCACCAUAUACGAAGUGUUUGAAAACAAGGACAAAAUUGUGAUCGUGAUGGAGUACGCCAGCAAAGGAGACCUGUAUGACUACAUCUGUGACCGGAGGAACGUCUCCGAGCCGGAGGCCAGGCACUUCUUCAGGCAGAUAGUGUCGGCCGUGCACUACUGCCAUCAGAAUGGAAUAGUACACCGGGACCUGAAACUGGAAAAUAUUUUACUGGACGGCAACGGCAAUGUCAAGAUUGCAGACUUUGGGCUGUCGAACCUCUACCACGGUGACGAGUACCUUCAGACCUUCUGUGGAAGCCCUCUGUACGCCUCCCCGGAGAUUGUGAACGGACGGCCGUACCGCGGGCCGGAGGUGGACACGUGGUCUCUUGGUGUGUUGCUGUACACGCUGGUUCACAGCUCCAUGCCGUUUGACGGAAAAAACCACAAAGCCCUGGUCCAGCAGAUCAGCACCGGGAACUACCGCAAACCGAGCAACCCGUCUGAUGCGUGUGGACUUAUCCGUUGGAUGCUGAUGGUGAAUCCAGAGCGCAGAGCAACAAUUGAGGAGAUCGCUGGACACUGGUGGCUCAACUGGGGCUACCAGCAGCCGCUGCUGUCCGAGAGACGGAACAGCGCGGUCGAGCAGACGACCCCUUCUCCGGCGACUCCAUCAACGUCUCACCCCGGCGGGCUGGCCAGCGUUGCCAGUUGGUUCCGCCGUACGUCAAGGCCUCUGCUGGAGAACGGCUCCAAGAUGCGCUGCCUGCUCCGCCCGCAGGCCGGCGGAGGAGACGUCGUUCGGCAGCGCUCUCUGCGAAGGUCGCGCAAAGAGAACAACGUCUCCCAGACCGUUUACGACGGAGGCGCAGACGCUCGGCCCUCCAAGGGGAUCCUGAAGAGACGCAACAGCCUCAAACAGAAGGCGAUGAGCGAAACCCAGGCUGUGGCUUCAGUGGAGCCGCAGAACAUUCUGGGCUUGUCCGCACCGGCCAGUGACCCCUCCGCUGCAGUGCUCCCUCGCAAAGGUAUCCUAAAAAAGCCUGCAGAGCAGGAGUCGGGAUAUUACUCGUCUUCCCCUGAGAACAAUGACUCUGGGUGGGCAACAAAACCUAAAGAGUGCCCUUCAGCGCCAACAUAUAGGAAGGGCAUCCUCAAGCGCAAUGGAAAGUUCUCCUCAGGUGGACUCCAAGAGUUUGGCUCUCUGGACCAGCUGGCAGCAACUCUGCCCUGCGGGGGAGCCAAGUCGAGACCGAGCGGCGCCAUCAGUGAGGACAGCAUCCUGUCUUCAGAGUCGUUUGACCAGCUGGACCUCCCGGACCGUGUCAGGCCGCCGACUCAAACCGAAAAACCAGCCAAAGUGAGCAUGAGAGGCUCCGUCUCUGCCGACAACCUGCUGGACAUCAAAGAGGACGUGAUUCUCGCCGAUGGGCUGCUGAGGUCCUGGAACUGUUACGAGGCCGGCGUGGCGGACAGUGCCUUCUCCAUCACCGACUGCGACAACGUCACAGAGGCGUACAAGCAGGCCAUGGUCAUCCGAGGCUCCGCCGCAAGUUGAACAUCGCUUUUAGGAAAGAAGACGCUGAGUUGACACUCGGUUUUAAUUCAGUUUGUUAAAAUUGCCGUGGAAGACAGACCCAAAGUGCAUUAUGUGAAAACACCAGAACACUUGUAGAUAAUCUUCUUGGAAUCACACAGUACCAAAAAGGGAGGAGGGUUGUUGUUGUUGUAAGAUUGAGUCUUAACUUUAGCUGGUGUAAAAGGGGAUCAAAUGCACGAGCCGGCACAACUCAAAUACAUGUUUUGAAUAUGCAAAGUGCAAUUGACAUUUCUCAGGUGAAAACGGCUUCAAGUAGUCGCUUAAAACCAAAACAGCAGUAUGAGUUUGGAAAACUUUUCUCAAUACAAUCCCAGGAGGACUAAUGCUUGAAUGUAGCUUAAUUACUCUUUUCUACUCUACAACUGAGAGGCAAAUGAAGCCAACAGAGCAGAGUCUGGUAAAGGGCUGUGGUCAGUUGGGUUUUGUGUUGAGACUUUUCUCUGCCGUCAGCUCGGUGUUUUUGGAUGUGGGCGACGUCGCAUUUCAUGAAAACCAAAGCAACAAAACAUGAUUAAAGCACAGAUGAAACCAGAGGUGCCAAGAUGAUUUUGUAAAAGUUUGUUUGUGAAAAGGGACUUCCCAGAGUCCUCUUUCGGGAAUGACUCCUUUAGGUUUUGAUAGUGAUCACAAUAUUUGUCACCAUAUGACUCAAAGCAAAGGGAACCAGUUGAACCUGCUUUCGCUGCCUCAAGAAACGUGCACAGGUGACUCGCUAUUCAGGUGGCACGUUUACACAGAAGCCGGUUCUCAAGGCCUUUUUAUUUCCCCCUUUGAAGGUCAUCAUGACGGUUGCAUUCUGGACGUUUGCAAACCUUUCAACUAAGAUCAGUCGAGGUGUCUGGGAUGGUGCAGUAUUAUACAAAAAUCAGCCGAUUAACAUUAUAUAUAUAUAUAUAUAUAUAUGUGCUGAACUCUUGUGACAAACUUUUUUUUAUGCUGGGCUUGAAGGUAAAAUCAUAAAUUGUUGUUGUGCUUGAAGAGGUAUUUUAUGUCUGUGGAUGACUUGAUAAUCCUGCUUUACGAUCUCCCCUCUGGUUAUUAGAGACGGGUACAUCAGCAUGUGUUUGUGUCUGUAACAAGGGGUUGGGCUGCACACUGGCAACACGAAGCGUCGAACUGGAAUAACUCUUUGCGGCUAUUGAAAUCUGACAGGCGAGCUUGUUAUUUAUUAGCUGUCAGUUGAGUAUGAAGCUUGUGUAAAAGAAGUUGCAUCAGGUGAAGCCAUACUCUUUAAAACAUUUUUUUUUUUUUUUAAUUUAUGGUUUAAUUUUCUGGAACACUGAAGUUCUUUAGGAUUCGAAUGUAUGUGUACAAAAAAUGUUGGGGUUUUUUUUUCUUAACUGAAAAUCUUGACAUUCCUGGACUCUUGAACAUUGUAUUCAACAUCCAGUCAGUAAAAUUUAAGGGAGUCUAUUUUCAGAAUCUUUUCACAAAAUUUUUCCUAUAAAUUCACAUACAACCUGGGAAUGGCUGGGAAUUGAUUUAUUAGGCAAAGUCCUUCAUAAAGAUCUAUACUGGCGUCCAAACUGCCAGAUCGAGGGCGGUAAACUUCUGCACACUGCGCCUGUAAGGAGGAGCUCCACUCACUCUCACUGCUCUCAAUGAAAAUGAAGUGACACAGGGAAAAUGUUUCAUUUUUUUUGUACAAUUUAAUGUUCAAUUUGGCAUUUCAUCACGCUUUGUCAUGAAAUUUCAACCUUUUUUUUUUUUUCGUCAAUGAAAAUAUCAAAAAACAUGUUUGCCAAAGUUGCUGACACACCAUCGACAACUGAUGUGCUAUGCUGUUGUGACAGGGAUGAAGACGCCAAUAAAGUAUAAAGAAAAACA
Messenger RNA from Salarias fasciatus (jewelled blenny), 3837 nucleotides. It is a transcript of the gene nuak2, whose product is annotated as NUAK family, SNF1-like kinase, 2. The record is from RefSeq and is a predicted model, not a curated record. NCBI's taxonomy places the organism in Eukaryota, Metazoa, Chordata, Actinopteri, Blenniiformes, Blenniidae. The transcript is spliced from 6 exons. Gene Ontology annotation, cellular component: cytoplasm. Gene Ontology annotation, molecular function: tau-protein kinase activity; ATP binding. Bases 142 to 1968 code for a protein of 608 amino acids. Gene Ontology annotation, biological process: microtubule cytoskeleton organization; protein phosphorylation; intracellular signal transduction.